This is a messenger RNA of Onthophagus taurus, 3737 nucleotides long. RefSeq names its product band 4.1-like protein 4. Lineage: Eukaryota; Metazoa; Arthropoda; Insecta; Coleoptera; Scarabaeidae. The record is from RefSeq and is a predicted model, not a curated record. Gene Ontology annotation, biological process: actomyosin structure organization. Gene Ontology annotation, cellular component: cytoskeleton.
GCGCAUUUCCCUAGUUACCGCCGUGGCAGGUGGUUGUGUCGCGUUCUCGAACCGGCGAUCGUCGGGUUGUGUGUUGUUGGCUCGUAGAGUCCGUACUUCGUAGCUCUGUUCGCGUACCACUUUGCGAUUUUAAAAACUCGCCGGCGACGACGAUCGAGGAGUUGAACGGCCCGAUAGUGCGAGACCGUUGGUCCGCGUCCGUUUUGUCCAACGACAAAUGCGAUCGCCUAUUGUUCUUCGGACGGCGCUCUUUCCAGAUUUCUCGGCUGCGAUGCCGAAGGAACGUUUCCCGUCCGGAUCAUUCCGCUCGACCCGUUAACGCACACCGUUACUUCUGGGCCUUUCCGAGGGGUGAAGAAGCUUCAGUUAUGGACUGUUUCGCCUGCACGAAAAAACCCACUGCCAUUCACUGCAAAAUCGUUCUCUUAGACGAACAAGAACUGAUUCAUGAAAUACAGGAUGAUAAAACUGGUCAAGCAUUGUUAGAAGUAAUCUUUCGACAUCUGAACCUUUUAGAAACGGCCUACUUUGGAUUGAGAUACCUGGAUCAAGAGGGUCAAACGUUAUGGCUGGACCCGGCGAAGAAACUCAGCAGACAGCUGCGGGGGGCAGAGCCCUUCACGUUGUACUUCGGGGUCAAGUUCUACGCGGCAGACCCCUGCAAGUUGCUCGAGGAAAUCACAAGGUACCAGUUUUUUCUACAGGUAAAGCAAGACAUCCUGCAGGGAAGGCUACCAGUAAGCUUUCAACUUGCAGCCGAAUUGGGAGCUUAUAUUAUUCAAUCCGAAUUGGGAGACUACGACCCAAGAAGACACAGUCCGGGAUAUGUUUCCGAAUUUCGUUUCUUAUCAAACCAAACUGUAGAACUUGAAAACGCCAUCGCUGAACUCCAUAAGAAGCUGGUGGGUCAAUUACCGUCCGUCGCGGAACUUAGUUAUUUAGAUAAAGUGAAAUGGCUCGAUAUGUACGGAGUCGAUUUGCAUCCUGUUGCUGUAAAACUAAAAGGAGAGGAUAAAAUGGAUUAUUAUAUCGGCUUAACGCCGAGCGGAAUCAUUCUCAUGAAGAAUAAAACCAACGUAGGCACCUACUACUGGCCGCGAAUAUCCAAGAUUUACUUCAAGGGCAGAUACUUCAUCCUGAAAGUCCUCGAAAAGAACGACGAAGAGAUCACCUUCGGUUUUGAAACCUCCACCAAAGCAGCUUGCAAGCACCUUUGGAAGUGCUGCGUCGAGCACCACGCCUUUUUCAGGUUGGUUCAAGUCUCUCCCACUGCUUGUAAUAUUUUCGGUUUAAGUUCCACCUUUCGGUUUAGCGGUCAUACCGAAAAACAGGCAGUCCGCGAUGCCCAACUCAAAGUUCGUACACCUCCCACAUUUUCUCGAACACCUUCCAGGCGAUAUCAACGCAGAAUCGUUGAAGGCGCCAACAAUGUAGGACCAGUUGAUGAAAUCAAAAUGGAUCACUACCAAUCAGAAGUGAAACACGUUUCCAUUCCUCAACCGGCCCAACCGGUAACGUGCAAUAGUUCAACCGAACCAAGACAUCGUUCCGAUUCUCCACGAAGCACCAGAAGCGCUCCUUGGUCUCAACCUCACUCAAGAGGCUUAUAUAACAGCUCAGUUCCACCUAGUCCAAGAUCCGUUCGCUCAGCAGGACCCAGAUAUAGAUCUUCUUCAGUCGAUAGCCAAAGCUCCAAUGAUUCUCGUUCUAAAAGUAGGCGUAAACAUAGAAGCAGAAUGACUUCUGAUAAUGAAAGCGAACUUUCGAAGAGUUCAAAUAGAUCCCAUAGAAAACAUCGAAGGCAUCGCUCACGAGGUAAUAGAAGAGAUUCUGGUUCUGAACAAGAAAAUGGAACGAGUCGUAGAAAAUCUUUAAGUCGAUCAAGGAGAUCUGAUAGUCAUUAUGAAUUGGUGGAUUCUACAUCUCAAUGGAGAGAAGCGCAACGUAAACAAGCGGGACAAAAUUCAAGUUCAAUUCAACAAGCGACCGUUAUAAGCAGUAAACGAUCCGGAUAUUCAAAUAAUGCCCUAGAAACGGAGUCGGAAAUUUCUUACCGGAACAAACACCGCCGUGCGAGAAAACACAGGUCAAGGUCACGAUCCCCGGAUAACAAAACUUGGUUGCCGGAUGAGUUGAAAAAACAUUUAGAAUUCGAUCUGAUAGAUACAUCGGGAAUGAGCGAGUCUCAACUACGGGAAAUUCCAUACACGGUCGUUCAAACCAAUGAAGCAAAGCAAAUGAAGAUUAAACAUCUUCAGUGGGGGAAAGGAGAGAACCAAAACGAUAAAAGAUCGACGGAUAGUCCACCGCCUCCGUAUUCUCCGCAAGUUUCUGAAGCUGGGAGAUUGCGAAAUAUGAGAGUUAGUCAUUCUAGGACUAAAAAUCAGUCGCCUAUUACCGGAGCUGCAGAUUUAAUCUCGAUGACAACUUCUAGUAUUGCCUCUAAUUCGAGUAGUACACAUAGUAAUGCUACAAAUAUGCUGCCUAGGAUGUUGGAUUCUUUAGGAAUCGCGGAUAAUUAUUCCUAUGGGUCGCAGCGUAGUGCGAAAAGCGGUCGAGUUGGAAGUUCUGCACUUUACGGAAAUCCAAAUACACUUCUUAGCGGUUUAAAUAAUGGAUAUCAAGAUUCAUCAUCUUCUCCGACCGUUAGUCACGAACACACAGAUUCAGGUCUUGGUGGUGAUCAAGAUUUGACUUACGGUAGUGAGAGAUCGAGCGAAAGCCAUGGAACUAACAAGGGGAGUGGUGACCUACGUCUAGGGGUAUUGCCAGUGAGUAAAUCCUUCGGUUCCGAUUGUCAGCCAUUGAAUCCCCAGCAACUCUAUCCGAGCCAUAGUAAUAUGGCAGGUUUUAGAGCAAAACAAACCGCCGUCAAAUCUGUAUAUACUCAAGAAACGGACGGUAGAUACGGGCACGCUAAGUCGUCCCGCCUAACUUAUAAUACCGCUUCAAACUCGCCAAUUCACCUGGAAAGGGUGCCUCAUAAGCCACCGGUCGAUGCACGCAACUCGAUCAUGAGGUCUGGGUCUAAAUACAGUAACUCUCCUUACAACUCUCCUUUAACUGAAUUCAUACAUCCAUCUUUACGGGGUUCUUUACGCUCUGUCGCGAGUAGUCCUGCCAAUAACGGCAACGAUUCCGGCCCCUUACGUCUACAAUACAAGACCGGAUCGAGUGUACGCUCGAAAUGUAGCAUUAUAUCGGAUACUAAAUCCGAAAUAGACGAUAACUAUAUGUUCUCAGGACAUAGAACUGAUACUAAUCAAAAUAUAAAUGAAUUUUCUGUCUCGACAGCAGUAAGCUUACCAAAUAUUGCUCAAAACGAGAACAAUCAGCCCCAAGAUGGACCGCGACGAAAAGAGGCAUCCGAAAUGAGUACUGAACUUUAAAUACUUAUAUUAUUUAUAUACUUAUACAAGAAGAAACAAAUUAAAUGGAAAAAAUAUAUAUUAUAUACAUCGAUGUAAAAACAUACACUUUUUCUACACGUAUUAGAUAGCUAUUUGUAUUGAUCAGUGUUCCGAGUAUACUCGAAAUAAAAAAUAUGAAAAAGCAUCCAUUAUAAACGAAAAUUGUAAUCACAUAAAUGUUCUCAAUUCAAGUAAAAGUAACCGUUUUUAAGUAUUACUACAAUAUUAUAGGACUGUUUGUAAUUAUUUCAUAUGUGAUUAUCUUAUGUUGACAGUAUUUAACAUAUUUAUAUUAUGUUGAUUACAAAUAAAAACUUAAGUUCUGAA